AUGGAAGUGAAUGGUGAACCAGAUAUAGCUGGUAUUUUCAGCGCGGCUUUAAUGCCAUUGAAAGAUAUGAAAGAUGCAGAUAUUUUGGACCAGUAUGAAAUGAACAUGGCUGAGGGAAAUAUAACACCUGACGUUCUAGAACAUUUAUCUCAAAGAACUACACAGAACCAUAGAGAUGGUAUAUUUGGUGAAGAGUUUAGAAAGAGAGUUAGGGAGAGAGAAGGAAGAGAACCUAUUGUACAUGACCUUGCAAACGAAUGUUUGCAAAAUGUCAUAAAAACUUACUUUGCAGACAAUGAACCGAGAAGGGAUGAAUAUUUAAGAAAACUCAAAUGGACAGUACCAAAUGAAAUGUUAGUAUUGAAAAACAUGUUCCAUGACAAAAUAAAACCAACUACAGAAAUAAAUGACGCAAGACUGAAACGUUGGGUAAAAGCUUUCCCAUUCACAAAAGAUAUUAUUGGUAACAUGGAAAGAAAACCAGAAUGGCUACAAAAACAUAUAUUUGGAAACGAGCUUAUUCCAUAUGGACAAGCUAUAUUUGAAGAGCUUGAACCGGAAACUCAGGAAAGAGUCAUGCAAACAAUAAGCGACGACUCAAAUACAAACUAUGACAAAAUCUUUCUAGGAUAUU
Molecule: messenger RNA, 634 nt
Organism: Trichomonas vaginalis G3
Lineage: Eukaryota; Parabasalia; Trichomonadida; Trichomonadidae
Product: protein of unknown function, DUF4106 family
Exons: 1
Source: RefSeq, a predicted model, not a curated record